UAAAAUAUAUAAUUGAAUUAAUAAAAUAUACAAUUAAAUUGAAAUGAUAAGAACUUGGUAUCCAUUUUACAAAUCAGUAAUAUCUUGUUUACAAGUACAGAGUAUUUUGAGAUACAACACUAGUGAUAAAUUAAAAUUUUUCACACAUUUUCGGAUUCCCACAAAUUUGAAAUAUUUUAAUACAACAGCAUCAAUUAUUCCAUCAACACAAGUUAACAUGAGUGUAUUUAAGUUCCUUGAUUACAACUGUAUUGGAUUUGACUUGGACAAUACACUUUUGCAUUAUAAUGUGACAAACAUGGUACAUUUGAUAUAUGGAACUUUAGCUAAUUAUUUAGUAACAGAAAGAGGCUAUGACUCUAAAUAUUUAUUAAAACCAUUAGAAGAUAAAGACAUAGACUUUAUUCAGAAAGGAUUAGUUUUAGAUUUUGAAAGAGGAAAUAUACUUAAAAUAAAUGCUAAUGGUAUAAUUCAAAGAGCAUGUCAUGGAACUAAUUUAUUAAGUAUUGAAAAGAUUAAAGAGAUAUACCCCGAACAGAGAUGGGAGGCUACAGAUGCUUUUUGUAAUGACAUGUUAUCUACAUGGAAUGGCCCUUUAUCAAUGAAAAUGAGAAGUUUAUUAGAUAAUUUUGAUAUUUCCUUAUCUCUUAUUUUUGCAAGGUUAAUAGAUGCAUUUGAUAAAGAACAAGGAGGCCCUCUUAAUGAAUAUAAUAUUUGGCCUGAUAUGUUAGAUGGAUUGAUUGAAAUGUUUAACAGAGAUCAUUUUAAGAUAGGCAAAGGCCACUUUUUUCCUAGUCUCAGGGAGAAUCCUGAUAAAUAUAUGUAUAAAUGUACUGCAAGAACUAUCACUUGGCUUCAGGAAUUAAAAAAACAUUGUACUACUUUUCUUAUUACUGGAUCAAAUGUAGAUUUUGCUGAUUUCACUGCUACUUAUGCUCUUGGAGAAGAUUGGCAAUCUCUAUUUGAUAUUGUUAUUUGUUAUGCAAAAAAACCUGCCUUUUUUACUGAAAAACGUCCAUUUUUUAAUAUUGUAAAUAAAGAAGAAGGUAAUAUCAUAGAAAGCAAAGAUUUAAAACGAGGUGGUAUAUAUAGCCAAGGUAAUUGGAAAGAACUUACUGAAUUUCUUGAAAAUAUAUCUGGCAGACAAAAUCCUCGUUAUUUGUACAUAGGUGAUAAUCUUUUACAAGAUAUUUAUGUACCAAAUUCAUAUGUACAAUGUGAUACAGUGGCUGUAAUCGAGGAACAAAUGUCUGAAGGAAUGGUUCAGCAAAAAUUAUCACAUCCAGAUGAGAAAGUGUUAAAUUCAACACUUUGGGGCUCAUAUUUUUGUUUAAAAGAUGCUAAAAUUAAUAUGAACUCAUUAUGGGGACAUGUUAUUAAAAAAUAUUCAAAACUUUGCAUACCUGAAAUAGGUUUAAUAGCCCAACAGCCAUUAGAAAAAUCUUAUUUGUGUUUUAAUGACGAAAAAUAUAAUGGAUAUUAUCCUGCAGUACCACUUAGUAUAUCUGCAUUUUAAAUUUACAAGUUAAUCACAUGUGAUAAAUAUACUUUUUGUUAAUCAGUAAAAGAGAAUUUUAUAGUCUUAUGUUACAUCAUACGUUAUAAUAUUGUUUGUAAUGUAUUCUUAAUUUAAGAUAC
Messenger RNA from Frieseomelitta varia, 1638 nucleotides. It is a transcript of the gene Nt5a, whose product is annotated as 5'-nucleotidase domain-containing protein 1. Bases 44 to 1516 code for a protein of 490 amino acids. Gene Ontology annotation, molecular function: 5'-nucleotidase activity. NCBI's taxonomy places the organism in Eukaryota, Metazoa, Arthropoda, Insecta, Hymenoptera, Apidae. The transcript has a single exon. The record is from RefSeq and is a predicted model, not a curated record.